UUCCAUUCUAGCCGCUCAGUUGCUUCUAGUUUGAUGUGAUUGCCGGCUGUGAUGGCCAAAGCAGAAGAGCUGAACACGGAUUGGCAGCGCAGCGCAGGUGACUUCCACUGCCUUGGACCGUGCCAACGGAAGCGGCUUCCGGCCUCGGAGUUUUCCAAGAAGCAGGUUGAACGUGCACUGGACUCCUUGAGGAACAUUGCUGACAAGGACAUCCGCACCGGACCCGAGAUUCAGACGGUGCUGUACCUCUCUGGGGUGUGCAAACGCUGCACGGAGGACAAGGAGCGGCAAGCGCAAGCGGACGCCGCAGCGCGACGCGCAGGGAACGCAGGGAACGCCGACGCCGAAGCGGAACCGGACGUGGCGGGAGAGCAGGUGGAGGUGACUUUGUCUUCUCGACCCUUUGGUUUGACACCGUCCAGCAAAGGUCCUGGCUAUGUGGUGCUGAAAGCUUCCGAAGGGAAACCUGCUGCAAAGGCUGGCGUUCGCCCCGGCUGGCGCCUGGUAGCCAUCGACCGUGCGGAAGAAGGUGCUGACCUGCCGGAGUGGCAGAGCCGGUUGAAGGCGGCGGAGCUGCCAGUGAAGAUGACCUUUGAGACUUUGGGGAGCAGAGAUUUUUGUACCAGCUGUCAGGAGAUCUUGCCGGGCUCUAGCUUCUCACGAAAGAUGCGGACGAAACCGCCAGAGAAGCGCCGCUGUAGCGCUUGUGUGGAGGACGCUGCCGAAGAAGGCCCGAACGAGAACGGAGAGCAGCGAAGCGAAGCCGCGGAAGGUGCUGCCAGCAAGCUCUCGGAGUUGAAGCAGCUUUGUGCAGAGACGGCCAAAGAAGCUGAACAGGUCACAGGACUUAAAGCCGUGCGUGGUGCUGGGCGUGGCCGAGGCCGUGGCUACAAGCGCCCGUAGUGUCGAAAA
Cladocopium goreaui is the source of this 912-nucleotide messenger RNA. NCBI's taxonomy places the organism in Eukaryota, Dinophyceae, Suessiales, Symbiodiniaceae. The record is from the annotation of a GenBank genome assembly.